Vanessa atalanta (red admiral) is the source of this 619-nucleotide messenger RNA. RefSeq lists its product as uncharacterized. The transcript has 2 exons. The record is from RefSeq and is a predicted model, not a curated record. NCBI's taxonomy places the organism in Eukaryota, Metazoa, Arthropoda, Insecta, Lepidoptera, Nymphalidae. The coding region runs from base 70 to 408 and encodes 112 amino acids.
GGACGCGAGGCUGGCAUGGCAGGCGGCCGUCGCUCACACAAAAAAUAAACAACUUUCCUCGAAACGGCGAUGGCGCUAAGUCAUCGCCUCAAUCCAAAACGUCGUAAACACACCGAUGCACGCGGGUGUGAGCGGACGGGCGCGGGUACGGAGGGGCCUAGCGCCGCUGAGCGACGGCCUGUCUACGGCGGCGAGCCGGCGACACCCUGUCUGCCGCGGACGGCGGCGUUGUCGCUCCGUGCACAUUCUUGUCCGCCCGCGCCCCUUCCUCACGUCCCACAACCUCAUGAACCGCCCGCGCGCACAAAUUGGCAACGUCGCAUGCAAACUUGUUUCGUAAACGGAUGUGGCUACGACCGAGGCAGGGCAUUGGUUCUGUCUCGCUUACUCUUUCAGAGUAAUAUAUGAAGAAACAAGAUAGCAACGGUGGCGCUACAUGCUAUCGGCUCCCACUUGCGGCAUUUUUUCACGCCGAGAAUGAGGCGAGAUUAAUGCCUAAAGCUUUGUUCACAAUGAUCAAACGAACAAUAUUUUUUUUAUAUUCGAAUAUAAUUUUCUUGUAUACAAAAUUUAGGUAUAGUAACUAUAUUAAUUUAUAAAAAAAUAUUAUUACUUUUCA